Messenger RNA from Ornithodoros turicata, 693 nucleotides. RefSeq lists its product as uncharacterized. The transcript is spliced from 5 exons. The coding region runs from base 1 to 693 and encodes 230 amino acids. NCBI's taxonomy places the organism in Eukaryota, Metazoa, Arthropoda, Arachnida, Ixodida, Argasidae. The record is from RefSeq and is a predicted model, not a curated record.
AUGACAUUGCUGUUGCACCUUUACAACAUCGAUGCAUGUUUCAUGGAAUAUCACCGUUUCCUCCUGGUCGUCUGUGCUCUCUGUUGCGCUUACAGUCAGGUACAAGCGUACAGCAACAGCACGCUAGGAUUCCGUGGUCCGCUUGAUGCACAGAGGAGACAAGCACUCGUUAGCGCGCUUCCUGCAGCGACUGCAGGUUUGGGUGGUCUUCUAGUAGGCGGCGUCCUCUACGGUCUGUCAGUAAUUCCUGCCGUCAUUGCCCUGCUGGGAACUGGAGGUGGCCUUCCUCUAGCUGGCCUCUUCAGCAGCCUAUUCCGGCGAAAAAGCAUGCGCACAUCUAGUGACAGCGGUCUGGGUAGCUUCCUGGGUUCGGAGGACACCCAGCAACUCUUGGAGCUUCUUCGCAACGCACUCACAAGGUGGGACAAGGCGUCCGAGUCUUGCCGCAAGAUGUAUGUAUGCCAACUGACCGCUCAAGCCUCUCAGAGUGGACUACUCCCCGACAUGAGGGCCCUGGAUGACGCCGUCUCACUUCUCUUUGUGGGUGUAUCAAGCGCCAUGGGCAGCGGACCUACCACGGACUUUCUCAGAGCAGCCAGAGACGGACUCCAAAAGCAACGUGGAUGUCAUACAAAUUACUCCUGCGACACUCCUCUUACCGCCCCAAGAGAUCCACGCAAGAAACCACAGUAG